Phaeoacremonium minimum UCRPA7 is the source of this 945-nucleotide messenger RNA. RefSeq names its product putative acid phosphatase protein. Gene Ontology annotation, molecular function: hydrolase activity, acting on ester bonds. Lineage: Eukaryota; Fungi; Ascomycota; Sordariomycetes; Togniniales; Togniniaceae. The record is from RefSeq and is a predicted model, not a curated record. The coding region runs from base 1 to 945 and encodes 314 amino acids. The transcript is spliced from 3 exons. Gene Ontology annotation, biological process: phospholipid catabolic process.
AUGUAUACGGCGACUGCGGCCAGUUCAAUCGCCCAAGCUGCCGCGACUGCACUAACAUUGAGUCCGACGAGCAAUGUCAAGGGUAAAUCAUUUGACCGCUUUGUGCAGAUCUUCUUGGAGAAUCAAGACUUUGAUAUUGCCGCGGGUGACCGUAAGUUUCCUUUCAUCAGACUGAUUGUCGCCAGCCAGCAGCAGUUCCAGCACUUACAUGUCCUCACAGCAAAUCUGGCUUACCUAGCCAAGCUUGGCAUCACGUUAGACAACUACUAUGCCAUCACGCACCCUUCACAGCCAAACUAUGUCGCGGCUGCGGGUGCAAGCACGCACUGGAUUAUUGAUGACGGCUUCCACCGCAUCGGCGAGUCAACAGAGACGAUCGUUGACCUCUUGGACGCGGGCGGCAUCAGCUGGAGCCUGUAUCAGGAGGACAUGCCGUAUUCAGGUUUCGAAGGAGACUACAUUAACCCGCAGAACGGGAAGAACGACUACGUUCGCAAGCACAACCCACUUAUGAGCUAUGACUCCGUCACUUCGGAUGUCCAAAGGCUAGCCAAGUCAAAGAACUUCACUCUGUUUGAGCGUGAUCUCGCGGCGGGAACUCUGCCGCAAUGGAUGUUCAUCACACCCAAUAUGACCAACGACGGCCACGACAGCUCUGUGACGGUGGCAGGACAAUGGGCUCGCAGCUUCCUAGAGCCACUACUGGCUAAUCCGAGCUUCAACACAGGGCGUACCCUCGUCGUCCUGACGUUUGAUGAGUGUGAGAACUAUCUUGCACCAAACAGGGUAUUCACUGUUCUUCUAGGCGGAGCAGUAACCAGUAAUCUGGUGGGCACGACAAACUCAACUCGUUUUAACCACUACAGCUUGACGAGAACAGUUGAGUUAAACUGGGGGCUCGGCGACCUGGGAGAGAACGAUGUGAGCGCAACGCCGUUCUUUUAG